ACGAAAUGAGGGAAACUUCUUUAAUACAGCAUUUUGCAAAUCUUUUUCAUCUUUCUUUCUCUCUUUCUCUCUCUAAAAAGCCAAAGAAAAGCUAGUGCUGAUCAACCAUGGCGUCGUCUUCGUCGGAGGAACUGAAGCAAGAACCGCAGCAACCUCCGGCGCCGGUCAAGGAGUGUGUGCACAAGACCAAACUGAUUCAAUUCUUGGGCCGUACUACACCUAUCGUCCUCCAAAACGAUAAUGGCCCUUGCCCUCUCCUCGCCAUAUGUAAUAUUCUUCUGCUCAGGAACAACUUGACUCUGAGUUCAGAUGUGACCGAAGUUUCGCAGGAGAAGUUGCUGUCCCUUGUUGCAGAACGAUUAAUCGAUUCAAAUAGUAAUAUCGAUAAUAGAGACGAGGGUUAUGCUGAGAAUCAACAGCAGAACAUUGCUGAUGCCAUUGAUCUGCUUCCUCGACUUGCUACUGGGAUUGAUGUAAAUAUAAAAUUCAGGAGAAUAGGUGAUUUUGAGUUUACUCGAGAAUGUGCCAUAUUUGAUUUGUUGGAUAUUCCACUUUAUCAUGGUUGGAUAGUUGAUCCCCAGGACUAUGAAACAGCCAAUGCCAUUGGAUCAAAGUCGUAUAAUACUCUAAUGGAGGAACUUGUUGCCCUUGAAACACGAAAUGAGAGAGAAUAUAAAAAUUCUCCUGAAGAAGAUUGUGUUGAUUUUGCUGCAGCAACAACAGCAACUCUGGGUGUCCCUUCUCCGUGCCUUCCUAAAGCUAGAUCUUUUGAUGAUUCUCCACAUUUAGACACCAAUCAGGAAAAGGCAAGAAAAGGGGACCUUGAAGAGGAAGCAGAGUUGUUGAGAGCUUUAAAAAUGUCGAAGUCUGAACUGCUGCCUUCACUGGACGAUCCUCUUGUAGCUGAUGUUAAUAAAGGGCCUGUGUCCUUCAGUUCAGAUGAAAGCACACAUGUCCAGAAGAUUGUGCCUGUAGGUUCUGUAGAUAUGUUAGAGAAGCAUGUUUUCGAAAAUAACAUUUUCCAUAAUCCAGACUUAUCUAUAUUAGCUGACUGCAAUGCCUCCAGGAAUGGAAGUGAUGAAUUGAUGUGUUUUGGAAGUACUCCAGAGCAUUCUUUGUAUCCAUUUUCAAAGGCAAAUGAAGAAAAUAGUAUCGAUCCCCGAACAUAUGUAGAACCAGAAGGGUAUUCUCCUAUUAUUGAUGAAGUUGAAAAGAGCAGUGUUGACACACUGGCCAAGAUUCAAAGUUCUGUUUCUCUUUCUCCUGGAAUGAGCACUCAAUCUGUAAAUGAGCAUCAUGCAAAUAUUUCACAAAGCAGUGAAAUAAGCAAUAAUAUAUCAAAUUCUACCAUAUAUAUUCACACGACUGCAGAUAAGAAAGUUGAAUGCUACUCAACAGAAUUAUCAUCCUUAUCAGCGCCAAAUGCAGAUAUGCCUUCAGAUUCAUCUAGUGACCAGAUGCUGCAGCUCAACACAUCUGAAGCUUUGACUUCAAGUGUUGAUGGGAGUGAGCCCAUUUAUGAAGGGGAGGAAUGUAUUUUGGAUCCUGCAACUACAGUUUAUGAAGAUAGAGAACCAAUCUAUGAAGGUGAAGUGGUCCUUGCUAAUCAAGCUGACAAAAGCACUAUAGAUUCAAGUCCAAAGGAUGAAAUUAGUCCCGAAGCAGGUGAACUGAUCAGGAGUUUUUUGAAGAGUAAUGCUAGUCAAUUGACUUUCUAUGGCCUUUUUUGCUUACAAGAUGGUCUUAAAGAGCGUGAGCUGUGCGUCUUUUUCCGUAAUAAUCACUUCAGCACCAUGUUUAAGUUCAAAGGGGAGCUUUAUCUUUUGGCUACGGACCAAGGGUACAUUAAUCAGCCUGACUUGGUGUGGGAGAAGCUAAAUGAGGUUAAUGGAGACACAUUGUUUAUGACAGGAAGUUUCAAGGAAUUUAAGGUAGAAGAACAUUCAAAUGAAUCUUGGGAUCAACAUAAUGCCAUGACUAGCACUGCGGACUACAUUGCCAGCAUUGAUAGUGCAGCACAAGCAGGCCUGGAUAUAAAUUCUGAUUUGCAACUGGCAAUAGCUCUUCAGCAACAAGAGUUCGAGCAACAGCCGCAGCGUCAAAAUGUGCAGCAACCACCGACUGUUAGUACCAAUUCAAGACUGAUCACUGGUCCCCAGGUGCCGAGAAGCCGGAAUCCGUCGACACUGUCUCCCAGGGCUGAACAAAAAUCAAAAGACAAGUGUACGGUAAUGUGAAUUCUUCUGUAUGAAACAAAGUUCAGAGUUUGUUUUUGUAAAUGGUUUUUAAUGCCUUCCCUGGAAUGAAUCCUAUUCAGCAGCGUAUAUGUGAUUUUUAGAGUUUUUUUGACUGUAAAUAAAGUCCUCGUGUAUGCUAAUCCAAAAAAGAAAAAAAAAAAAGUGUUGGUGUACCAAUGACCCUCACUUCACAGGACCUUUUUUUUUUUUUCCUCCCCAUCAUUUAUUUUUGAAAAGAAAUGGGGGUUGGUCUUGGUCCUGUUCAAUUCUUGGACAAAAUUCAAAGAAGUGAUGGAAUAAAGUGUUAAUGGGCUUCGCAGUUGGAA
This is a messenger RNA of Humulus lupulus (European hop), 2563 nucleotides long. RefSeq lists its product as uncharacterized. Gene Ontology annotation, molecular function: cysteine-type deubiquitinase activity; cysteine-type carboxypeptidase activity; K48-linked deubiquitinase activity. The record is from RefSeq and is a predicted model, not a curated record. Gene Ontology annotation, biological process: protein K48-linked deubiquitination. The coding region runs from base 108 to 2237 and encodes 709 amino acids. Gene Ontology annotation, cellular component: cytosol; cell periphery. NCBI's taxonomy places the organism in Eukaryota, Viridiplantae, Streptophyta, Magnoliopsida, Rosales, Cannabaceae. The transcript is spliced from 12 exons.